GAGUGAUCACACACCACUGCCUCACCUUCUCCUCCGAUGACAGUGAUUCACAUACACAGACCAAACUAGAAUCUUUCUCCUUGAUCCAGCUUCGUCAAAAUUCAAAAGGAAGAUGAGUGAUAAAACGAAGAGAAUUCAAUCACACUUCAACGGAUCUCACCACCCUGUCGUCGAUUUCUGGCGACGAGAAGUCGGUGGAAUCUCCUCUCGCAGCUUCUCCCAUCGCUUCUCCGCCUCCGAGAAUAUGGUUAUGCGUCUAGAGAUAGACAGGAAGCUAGCGAAACACAAAGGCUGUGUGAACACAGUGAGCUUCAACGCUCAAGGAGACAUUCUUGUUUCCGGCUCUGAUGAUCGUCGUGUCUUUCUUUGGGAUUGGGAGGUCGGGAAUGUCAAGCUUUCGUUCCAUUCAGGACACUCUAAUAACGUCUUCCAGGCAAAGUUUAUGCCUUUCUCUGAUGAUCGAACCAUUGUCACCUGCGCUGCUGAUGGAAUGGUUCGGCGUGCAAAUGUUCUUGAGAGUGGGAAAGUGGAGACUGUGUUACUGGGAUUGCAUCAAGGACGAGCUCAUAAGCUUUGUAUUGAGCCAGGAAACCCACAUACCUUCUACACUUGUGGUGAAGAUGGUUUAGUACAACGAUUUGAUCUGAGGACUCAAGCACCUACAGAACUAUUCACAUGCCAAGCAGUUGAUCCUAGGAGGAGAAACAUGGAAGCCGCCCAGCUAAACGCUAUUGCAAUGGACCCUAGAAACUCCAACCUCUUGGCUGUUGGUGGGAUGGACGAGUACGCUCGUCUCUACGACAUCCGUAGAGUCCAAGGAGAUGGAGCUGCUGAUCAUUUCUGCCCUCCACACCUCAUCAGCGAUUUACACGUUGGAAUAACCGGUUUAGCCUUCUCAGAACAAAGUGAACUCCUUGUUUCAUACAACAACGAGUUCAUUUAUCUUUUCACACACGACAUGGGAUUAGGUUCUAACCCUAUUCCAUCUGAAGAUAAAGAUGAUAGCAGGAAAGAUUCAGUUCCUAUGGCUUAUAAGGGUCAUAAGAACAUUGAGACGGUCAAGGGUGUGAAUUUUUAUGGACCUAGGUCUGAAUAUGUGGUUAGUGGGUCAGACUGUGGUCGGAUAUUUAUAUGGAAGAAGAGAAGCGGAGAGCUUAUACGUGUUAUGGAAGCAGAUAGGUAUGUAGUGAACUGUAUCGAGCCUCAUCCGUAUAUACCAGUGCUUGCUAGCAGCGGUAUUGAGAAUGACAUCAAGGUAUGGACCUCAAAGGCAGCUGAGAGAGCUACGUUACCUGACAUUAACAUCGAAACGCGUAAGAGAAAGCCAAGGGGAUGGAUGUAUCGUGUGUCUUCACCACAGGAGCUGUUAGCACAACUCUUCUUUCUACAGAACAGAAGUAGAUUCAGUGAGGACAGAGGAGAGGAAGAGGAAGAAGAAGAAGCUUCUUCAUCCUCUACUGGAAGAGAACUUCUUGAUCUUAUCCUCAACUUCAAUAAUGAUGAUGAUGAAGAACGUGUGUCUGAUGAAGAUGGUGUUAGCCGUGACGACUUCUUCUCUUAAAAAAUCUGUAAUCUUUUACAGAAAACUUGUUUUGAAUAAUUUGUGUAAAUAUUCUCUUAAAGAGCUCUGUUUUUAUAAAAACCAUUGUUGCGUUUCAUUGUCAAAUAAAAAUAAAGUUUUCCUUUAUUUUUCUUAUAUAUUAAGAAAAUGAAGAUUAAU
Messenger RNA from Eruca vesicaria subsp. sativa (arugula), 1720 nucleotides. The record is from the annotation of a GenBank genome assembly. Lineage: Eukaryota; Viridiplantae; Streptophyta; Magnoliopsida; Brassicales; Brassicaceae.